Molecule: messenger RNA, 1395 nt
Organism: Helicoverpa armigera (cotton bollworm)
Lineage: Eukaryota; Metazoa; Arthropoda; Insecta; Lepidoptera; Noctuidae
Product: lipase 1
Exons: 5
Coding region: 41-1333 (430 amino acids)
Biological process (GO): lipid metabolic process
Molecular function (GO): hydrolase activity, acting on ester bonds
Source: RefSeq, a predicted model, not a curated record
GGAUUUUAAACAAUGAGACGGUGUUUGUUUGAUGUGAAAUAUGCUACACGGAGGGUUGUAUGUGGUGUUUGCCACAUGUGUCGCCCUGGCAGCGGCCAGGGGGUCACUUGAAGGUGACCGAAUCCUGGAGACUUUGAACAGCAUCGACUCGCGUUACUCUACUGAUGUAUUUGAAGAUGCACGCUUGGAUGUUCCAGAUCUUAUCAGGAAGUAUCGUUAUCCCGUGGAAGUUCACAAUGUGACGACACAGGAUGGCUACAUUCUGCAAAUGCAUCGUAUUCCCCAUGGACGUGACGCCAACAAUGUUCCCAACCGAAAGAAGCCAGUUGUGUUCAUCAUGCAUGGACUGCUGUCCUCAUCUGCUGAUUUUGUUAUCAUGGGUCCUGGCUCCGCCUUGGCAUACAUUCUUGCGGAAGAAGGUUUUGACGUAUGGAUGGGUAACGCUCGUGGAAACUACUACUCUCGCAGACACACCAGUCUGAACCCUGACGCUCUCCUGAGCACCAGAUACUGGCGGUUCUCUUGGGAUGAAAUAGGAAACAUUGACCUCCCGACUAUGAUCGAUUAUGCUCUAGACGUCUCUGGAGAAGAAAGGUUGCACUAUGUUGGUCACUCGCAAGGCACUACAGCCUUCUUCGUGAUGGGCUCCAUGCAACCUGCUUACAACCAAAAAGUUAUUUCCAUGCACGCUCUGGCCCCAGUAGCUUACAUGGCGAAUAACAGGAACCUUCUUUUGAGGGUUUUGGCUUCAUAUUCGAAUAAUAUUGAAAGCAUUGCUUCACUGAUCGGUAUCGGCGAGUUCAUGCCCAACAGCGUUGUCUUCACGUGGGCUGGUCAGGCGUUGUGCCGCGAUGAAGUGAUUUUCCAACCAAUUUGCAGCAACAUCUUGUUCUUGAUUGGUGGAUGGAAUGAAGAUCAGCAUAACUCGACCAUGAUGCCCGCUAUAUUCGGCCACACCCCUGCUGGUGCGUCGGUGAGGCAGUUAGCUCACUACGGUCAAGGAAUCUCCGACAGAGGUUUCCGUCGCUACGACCAGGGAUCUCGUCUAUCAAACUACAGAACAUACGGAUCAUUCAGGCCACCGAGCUAUGACUUAUCUAAAGUUACCACUCCAGUGUUCCUUCAUUACUCUGACAGCGAUCCAUUGGCACAUGUUAACGACGUAGACAGAUUGUUCAGGGAACUAGGUAGACCCAUCGGCAAAUUCCGAAUUCCCCUGAGGUCCUUCAGUCAUCUUGAUUUCAUAUAUGCUAUUAAUGCCAAAGAAUUACUUUAUGACAGAGUGAUCAAUCUUAUUAAGGCUAUGGACGCCAACGCAUUCGACGAGGCUUAAUCAACAAUUAAAAAAUUAUAUUAUAAAUACUGUUUGCACAUGACAGCGAGCAGGCAACCGUA